ACUCAUUUAAAUUUAGGUUAAGUUCACGGGUGCAUAAAAUUCUAUUCAUGAAGAAAUGAUAUUUUCAUCAAAUAAAUUUAUACAUUAAUUUCAUCAUCGGCUAUGUAAACUCCAUAAAUAUUACAGCAAAAUUUAAAAAAGACAAUAUUUUAAGUUAGUAAUCCUUUAAUCAUUCAAGCAAAAUGUUUUGGAGUGUGAUAGUCAGGUAUGCGACAAGAUAUGCGCCUUUUAUUACUGUUCCAUUCGCUGGAAUCAUUGGAUACAUAGGUUACAAUUUAGAAGAAUUGAUAUCGGAUAAAUAUACUCCGUUUAGUGAAUCAAUACAACAAAAACGAAUGGAAAGACUGACUACAGAUGAAAAAUUAGAAGAUACGUUAAACACAGGAAAAUCUAAGAGCAAGGUAGCACAAAGUAAUUCGGUUUUAGACACAAAUUUAUCUCCAUCAUUGCAAGCAAAAAGAAAAGAACAGCUAAAUUAAAAAAUAGAUUACAUUAUUUACAAUAAUAAUGUAUUCUGAACAUUUAGUACUUUAUAAGUUGAAACCAAAUAGAAAAACAGUUUCCUUUUCUAUUUUGU
This is a messenger RNA of Chrysoperla carnea, 577 nucleotides long. RefSeq names its product small integral membrane protein 12-A. Bases 183 to 479 code for a protein of 98 amino acids. NCBI's taxonomy places the organism in Eukaryota, Metazoa, Arthropoda, Insecta, Neuroptera, Chrysopidae. The transcript is spliced from 3 exons. The record is from RefSeq and is a predicted model, not a curated record.